AUGUUUUUCCCACUGUUGCUGCUGAUCUGCUCUUUCUCCCCGGCUCAGCUUCAGACAGAGUCGGACAAUGAAGUGAUUCAGUAUGGAGAGCAAACUGAAUCCCAGGCAAGGGAACGAGCAAAUGCCUCUUACCACCAACAGAGCUGUCCACAAGACAUCCAUGCUCUGCUGAGAGACAUGACCGCCCUGUUGGCUGAACAGAAGGUGGAGAUAAGGCACUUACAGAGAGAGAAUGAAGUCAAACAGGUGGCCUUCUCAGCCUCUCUGCUGGCUUCAGGCUCAGGAACUAUUGGACCAUUCAACACACACACUCCUCUGGUCUUCAGACAUGUCGUUACAAAUAUUGGAAAUGCCUACAACCCACACACAGGUACUCAAAUUCACAAACUUAGUUUUUUCAUUGCACCAGUGAGAGGAGCGUACCACUUUGAGUUCUACAUAGGUGCACACGGACACGCUUCGCACCCUUCAGGUGCCGUGUUGGUCAAGAACGGACAGAAUAUUUUCAUUGCAUAUGAGCAUCAGCCGUCCCAUUAUGGGAGUUCUGCUAAUGGCGUCACACUGAUGUUAGAGGUCGGAGAUGUCGUGCUUUUGCAGCUGUGGGUUAACUCGAGGAUUUUUGACAAUGGAAAUCGCCAUAGCACCUUCAGUGGUCAUCUGCUUUUCACCACGUGAGAAGGAAAGGUUUUCUUCAGCUGUAAGAUGGUUGUGCACUCUGCAGCAGUGCAUCAGUACAUGUUGAUAAAAGUCUCAUUUCUUUUCCCUUUAUGUGCAACUGAUUGACAUCACUCUCUUUCUGGAUUUCAAAAUACACAGUGACUAACAGUGAUGCAAUAUAUGUACCAAAUUUUUACUAACAGUAGUUCAAGGAAGUGUAGAAUUUCAUGACAAAAUGUGAAAAUGUUCAAAAACAAUGUGAUUUAACUCCAAAUGUUGAGAAAAACUCAAAUGAAUCCUGUAUCUUUACCUGGAUUCAGAUCAGCACUGAGAACUUUAUUUACUUGUUCCUUGGAUCACAGCAGCCAAGCAAACCAUCUAACCUUUACUGUCCGGUCCUUCACUGUUUUUUACUCGUUCAGCAGAAACUUGAAAAGUCAUGUGUUGUUUAUGUGAUAGAGAAUAUUCCCUCAGUUCUGUCAAAUGCAAGAUACAGUAGCUGUGUUUUUUUUGGGGGAUUUGUAAAUAUCUUAUCUUGACGUACAGGCCUCAGUAUCUGCAAAUUAAAGUCUCAUUUGCAGUAUUUCUAUAUGAAAUGUGGAUGAUAAAGCUUAAGCAAUAAUGAUUUGUACAUAUGAAACAUAUUAUAUUAAUGCUGUAUUGCAUUUGAAUAAAGGCAUAAAUAUAUCAUUGCAGUACAAUCUGUGGGAUUUUCUUGAAAACGUGGUGAAU
Seriola aureovittata is the source of this 1389-nucleotide messenger RNA. RefSeq names its product complement C1q-like protein 2. The transcript is spliced from 3 exons. Gene Ontology annotation, molecular function: protein binding. The record is from RefSeq and is a predicted model, not a curated record. The coding region runs from base 1 to 675 and encodes 224 amino acids. NCBI's taxonomy places the organism in Eukaryota, Metazoa, Chordata, Actinopteri, Carangiformes, Carangidae.